Molecule: messenger RNA, 1491 nt
Organism: Penicillium cataractarum
Lineage: Eukaryota; Fungi; Ascomycota; Eurotiomycetes; Eurotiales; Aspergillaceae
Product: putative MFS transporter
Exons: 3
Coding region: 1-1491 (496 amino acids)
Biological process (GO): transmembrane transport
Cellular component (GO): membrane
Molecular function (GO): transmembrane transporter activity
Source: RefSeq, a predicted model, not a curated record
AUGGAGGGGCACGACGAGUUGAAGGCGGAAAUGGGCCCAGUGAGGCCUGUCGAGGCCGAACCUGAGCCGGCGGAUGAGGCCAGCUCAGUGCCCACCGUCGAGGAGGAGAAAAUGGAGCGCAAUUUGAUUUGGAAAAUUGACUUGUACAUCCUGCCUUUCGUUGUACUGCUGUAUCUGUUUUCGUUCCUUGAUCGAGUAAACAUUGGAAAUGCACGCCUGUACGGUCUGGAAGAAGACUUGGGUCUAGUCGGAGACCAAUACCAAAUCGCAGUGUCCAUUUUGUUCGUCACUUAUUGUUUCUUCGAGGUGCCCUCAAAUCUGGUUAUCAAGAAAUUGAGACCAUCUCGAUACAUCGCAGCCAUCUCUGUGAUAUGGGGUAUCAUCGCAACCCUCACGGGUAUCUGCCAAAGCUACGGCGGUCUCCUUGCCUGCCGGAUUCUUCUGGGAGUUGUUGAGGCAGGGCUCUUUCCAGGCUUAAUGACCUACCUUACCCUCUUCUACAGUAAGAGAGAGAUCGCCCUACGAACCGGGUACCUAUUCAGCAGCGCUGCCAUUGCGGGUGCCUUUGGCGGUCUUCUCGCCUACGGCAUUGGGUUCAUGGAUGGCAUCGCCGGACUACGUGGUUGGCGCUGGAUUAUGAUUCUCGAAGGUAUCCCUACCGUCAUCCUAGGUGUGGCAACCUGGUUCUUCCUGGCGGAUGACCCCGACACGGCAUAUUAUCUCAAUGAAGAAGAGCGGGCACUCGUCGUCCGUCGCCGAAGUCGCUACAUCGGUCAAACAGCAUCUGCUCAAAAGUUCCACUGGGCGGAUGUCAAAGAAGGUGCGCUCGAUUGGAAGAUCUAUGCCUUUUGCAUCGGCCAGUUUGGUGUGGAUACCAUGUUAUACGGCUAUAGCACAUUCCUACCCACCAUCAUCAAAGGAAUGGGUAAAUGGUCCACGCCCGAGGUCCAGGCUUUGACAAUCCCAUGCUACGGCCUCGGCGCUAUCGUCUAUCUUGGUGUGGCCUGGUUGAGCGAUCGGACUCAGCACCGUGCAUUCUUCAUUUGCCUCUUCAGUGCUAUUUCGGUCGUUGGAUAUGGCAUUCUAAUCUCAGAUUCCUCGUCGGGAGUACACUAUUUCGGCGCCUUACUCGUCGCACUGGGUCUCUACGUUACAGUCGGCCUCCCACUGGCCUGGCUACCAACCAAUCUACCACGAUACGGCAAACGCACCUUCGCCACAGGUCUACAACUCACAUUCGGCAAUAUCAGCGGUGUCAUGUCUCCGUUCUUGUACAAGAACUCGGAGGGGCCGCGCUUCGUACGUGGAAAUGCCGUUACUCUGGCAUUGGUGGGAUUCGCUGGGGUGGUGUAUGGUGUGAUGUGGUUCUGUCUGGGUGCGAUUAACAAGCGUCGCGCUCGCGGUCUUGAAGAUGAGAAAAUUGCCUCUUUAUCCGAGGCGGAAAUUCAAGAACUCGGUGAUCGCAAUCCUCGAUUCCGGUAUAGUACUUGA